Harpegnathos saltator (Jerdon's jumping ant) is the source of this 5451-nucleotide messenger RNA. Its product is annotated as growth arrest-specific protein 2. Gene Ontology annotation, molecular function: microtubule binding; actin filament binding; cytoskeletal adaptor activity. The transcript is spliced from 8 exons. Lineage: Eukaryota; Metazoa; Arthropoda; Insecta; Hymenoptera; Formicidae. Bases 495 to 1832 code for a protein of 445 amino acids. The record is from RefSeq and is a predicted model, not a curated record. Gene Ontology annotation, cellular component: actin filament. Gene Ontology annotation, biological process: actin crosslink formation.
CGCACGCAGUGCUCCGAUGCGCGUCGCUGGUAGCGCAUGUAGGUAAUUUACGGUGUGCCGGUCGACGGACUCGUGGGUCGUGGGUCGUGCUGGUGGCGGCACGCACGUGGCGUCUGUCGGCGAGGGUAGACGGAAGGGUGGACGCGAGGCGGAAGCGAGGCGAGGAGCGGCGACGGGAGAGACGCGAGAUAACGCCUGACGGGGGAGAAUUGGCAGUCUCGGAGGACUCGCGAUGCCGGCUGAUACGCUGGUCACGUUGUUAUUCAAGACCACGGGCCUUUCGCUCUUCCAGAGGGACUCGCUGUAGCGCGCCACUCGAUCGCGAGGCGUACGUCCCUGCGAGGCGACGUCGCUCUUGAGUAAGCUGGGAGCCGUCGAAGAACGUGAAGUGGAUCCUGGGGGAAGAGGAGCCGGCGAGAACGCGAGGGGAGGAACGUCGAGAAGGAGAGAAUUCAGUGCGCCGCGUCAGGAUCGACCUCGGCACCGCUUCCACGAUGUCGUACGCCAAUCGAUUCCCGUCCACUCAGCACACUCGUUAUCGCAGUAGCUGGGGACCAUCCUCGGUCUCUGUCUUCAACCGCGCCGAUGUGCCGCGACCCUCGCCAGAAGAGGAAGAGUUCGCCGACUUCUAUCACGAGCGGCUGCACUCGGCGCAGAGUCGUCAGCUGAUACCACUUCAGGAAGACUUGGCGGAUUGGAUUAACAAGACGAUAAAUGUGGAUUACAUAACGGGCGACAAUUUCUUCGACGUGCUCGACAAUGGCGUGGUUGUGUGUCGACUGGCGAGAGUCAUCCAGGAAAAAGCGAGAUCCGCGAUAGACGCCGGACGGGCGAAAGGACCAAUGCCGGUGAUAAGAGGCCGCUGUUGGGAGAACGCCGCGCGGCGCAGCUUCUUUUCCCGCGACAACAUGGAGAACUUCAUCCAAUUCUGCCGGCGGUUGGGCGUCCACGAGAAUCUUCUCUUCGAAAGCGACGAUCUCGUCCUACACGGCCAGCCACGGAACGUGGUGCUGUGUCUGCUGGAAGUUGCGCGACUGGCAGCUAGAUAUUCCUUGGAGCCACCCGGGCUCGUGCAGCUCGAGAGGGAAAUUGCGGCAGAGCAGGAAAGGGAUCUUCACUGUUUGUCCGAUAGCGGCAUAUCUCACAGCAGCCUCGUCUCCUGGCAGUUCCAGUCGCCGUCGCCGACUGCGACGCCCAGAACCCCGCCGGAGAAGAUCAAACACAGCAGCUCUGCGUCCGAAGUUACGACUACGGCCACUCGAUGGUUGGACCCGGUGACCGGUGCCACGCACGAGCCCGAAAUGCGGAGGUCCGUGAGCGACAAUGGUCCGACUGGCAGCGACGGCGUGCCGAGCGACACGACGGAGGAUGACUGGUCCCGUGGUAGCGCCGAGGACCCGGACGAGGUGCCGUCACCGUCAAGCUCGCCGUCACCGUCGCCGGCUGAACCACCGGAGCACACCGGCCCGAUAACAGAACUCGAUCGCAAGGUGCGGAGAGCCACCGAGGCCGUCCAGAGACUUUGCCAGUGCCCGUCGGAAAAGUGUUCCAAGUUAAAGGUGCGCAAGGUCGGCGAAGGCCGCUAUCACAUCGCUGGACGUAACGUCUUUAUAAGGCUCCUCAAGGGAAGACACAUGAUGGUGAGAGUGGGCGGCGGAUGGGACACCCUGGAGCAUUUUUUGGCGAGGCACGACCCCUGUCAGGUGAGGGUCCUCAACCGCGAGAGCACACCGCCACCCGCUCACGGCAACAAGCACGACAGCUUCCUGCACAUUCGCGCCAAGUACCGCAGCCCGCCGUCGGAGCCAACCUCGCGCCGGUCGUUAGCCUAAGAGCACGUAGUGCCUAAUCACGCGCCCGUGCGACCAUGCGACUCCGUCUGCCUCUCUCUCUCUCUCUCUCUCUUUCUCUCUCUCUCUCUCUCUCUCUCUCUCUAUGUCUCUCUUUCGCUCGCUCGCACGCGUGGCGCACGUGCGACUCAAGCAUCCUGCUCCUUAUACGGCUACAUCACCGCUACAUCCUCGCGUCUCGUCCCAUAGGGGCAGCCGAUGAUCCUCCGACUCGCGGAACACACGUCGACGUGCGGCGUCGCGUCGCGUCGCGCCGCGUCGCGCGCCGCCAAAUGACGCGACGAAAACGCGCGGCGGCUCGAGUUACCGUAGAGACGCGCAAUUUGCGCGACUCUCUCUCUUUCUCUCGCGUAUGAUACAUUCCUCUUGCCCAACUACUCUCGGUGAGUUGGCGACUUUGAGGGAGAACGACGGCAGUGGCCGAGAGCUUGCGGUUACACUCACAUGUAUACACACUCACAUGUACACACACUCACACACAUGCACAUAUUCCGAUAAGUUGUUCGCAAUGUUACCCGUGAGUCCGCCGGCGAAAAUCACGGUACGCACCGCCUAAGCCAAUUUGCAAUGAUGCCUCCUCUUCCUUACACUCGUACCUACUAUACACCUCAGAUCGUGUCAAGUGCGUACGCGCGUGUCGUGCUGCUGCAAUACGUAAUAACGCGUCAGUCACGGUGUAGAGACACACACGAAUCACUAUUUUUACUACGUCGUAAAGAGUGGUCGAGUAGCAUGUGUGCCGAAUGUGUGUAUCCUCGUAGACGUCGCAAUACGCCGCGGUUUCUGACGAAACCAAUCGGGCUAACCUGAGCUGAACACCUGAGGUUCCCAAGUGUGAGCAGCUUGGCCGGGUCUCCGAAUGCAGCCGGGGUAGCUUUGGCUAGUCUGUAUUAAUCGUAGACGUGCUCCAACUUACGCUUCUAUCUUGGGUUAUUAGUUCUUCAGGUGCUGAUGCAUUUUCCGCGCGUCUACUUGGACAUUCUUCGGCGGGUCCCAGGAAGUGUGAUGCACUCGGUAGUGGUAGUGUUAAGAUCGCAAUGACCAAACAUUAUUUUCAGAACUGUGUCGUCACGAUGUAACCGUAAUUACUGAUAAUAUAACGAUAACGGUAAUUUUUGAAUAAAUAUUCACUUUCUUGAUAAGCUCAAACGUACUGCGCUUGUAUGUGCAAUAAAGAGAAGAUAAAAGUGCAAUUAAAAUCUCAGGUAGGAUAUCGUCCGUAUAAAACGUGUCAUGCCUUAAGGGAAGAUGAAUGUGUCUCUCUUCACGACGAAAUUUCUUUGCAACAUGAUUUCUUCGAGCGACUAUCGCCGCUUAUUCCACUUCACAGCUCGAUAACAACGCAAAUACCCUGCAAUCGGGGUAUCUGCGUGAUUGUCCUCGUUACUGAAGUCAAAACGUUGUCUUUAACGUGCAGCAUCCAGCACAAUUUUGUUUUGGUCAUUGCUAUACCUUGCAAACUAAUACAUUAUUAUAGCGCACUGUCAUAUUUUGCGACGCGCGAGCACGAGGCACUUAUGAUAAUCACGUGGGGUCGGCCUGAUCAUGUACACACUGUAUACUCCAAGCUCCAUCCGAUUCAAGAACCGUUCUCGUGGGGGAACCUAUUCGAUUCGUCAAACUGACGAAUUUUUUCUCAUUCCCAUAACUGUACUGUUACUUGCGAGAGUCAAUUAACUGUCACCGGAAAUGUGGCACAGCUUGGAACAUCUGUCCGCUUUUGAAGUAAGCUCUUGAAUAUAUAUAUAUAUAUAUAUAUAUACAUAUGUUCGCUGUGUCACUCGUUUUUAACUCUGGUCAGCGGUUCUUGCUACUGCACGGUUCUUGUACUUCAGCCGGCCCUGAGAGUUAUCGGCGCACUUUAAGCAUUCGAUUAAUAUGUCUCCGAUGCAACUCACUUGUACCGUCUAACAUGUAAAAUGCUACAUGAUAAUUGCUACGAUACGUAUAUAUGUUUUGUACUUUUAUAUAAAUACCUAGAACGUAAGGUGGUAAUGUGGUCGGCGAGAGAUGAUGAUUAAACUGUCUGAUUGUUCGGCUUACAGAAAUGCAAGGGUACAGUAUGCAAGGGAAUACCAAAGCAAAGAAACACGCGACGAGUAAUGUCGGCUCGUUGAGGCUAUCUAGAGUCAUCAGUCGCGAUCGGUUGCGUCAUGGAGUGUUGUCAAUUGUGGUAAUCCGUUCAUCGUCUUCGAUUAUCCUUUGCGAAGUAGAGUCAUGCGAUUUGCACGUAGGAAGGUUAGGUUGGACGAGUUAUCGUCGAAUAUAUAUAGAGCCUUGCGUUACACAGCUACGAUUACUUGCAAAAAAGGGUCACUUCUUACACUAGUAACUUAAACCGCCCUGCCUGAUCAACGCAACUUCGCCAUAUUAUGUAACUGUAAAUACGUUACCCCGAUGUGUGGACGAACAGUUAGUUAAAGUUUAAGUUAAUCGUACCUGCUUUACACACACACACAUACACACACAGACAGCGUUAAUGUUUGUCAGCGGAUUUUGCAUAUUAGUUAUAUAUAUAUUCUAUGUGUGUAAUAUAAGUUGUUAAUUUAUACACGGUCGGCUGCCUUUUUAUCAGGAACUACGCAAGGGACGUUUGAAUUUUGUCGAUGUGCGCUGAUAUUAUUACGAUGCACACAUAUCGUAGCGAGUAGGAGACAUACUUUGAUGAUACUGUAAUAUUAUCAAUUUAGUUGGGUCAUUGUUUCGGCGAGGCGUUAAAGCGGUCUAAUCGAUACACUCGUAUAUACACAUACACGCGUAUUUUUAAAUGGGCUACCAUUAGGUACCACCGUUUCAUCGUAAUGAUUCGACUAUUAAUUAGUACUGUAACAACAUUAUAUCGCGUAUGCUAUGUUCAGCUUUUGUUCGUAAUAACUGUACUAAACCUUCGUGAGUUGCAAGAUUGUGUCCAAUAUGUACAUAUGUGCAUUUGGUUUCAGCGCGGAUUGGACACUUCUCGAUGCAGUUUGGAAAGCAGUCAAAUCUAAUGAGAGAAUUUUUUCUUAAUAUCCAUAAAUUCUCUUAUCUGAUAGAUUCUCUUAUCAGAAAUCAUCGGCUGCGUUUCAAACUCAGAGAAGUGCUAAACCGUUGUGAAACGGGUAUGCAACGGGUAUAUAUGACAUCAUCUUAUCGAUUCAACUUACGUUCGAUGCUAUCAUGUCAGUCGUUACAUUUUGUUGAACAAUAAAACAUUUGACUGUAAUCUUAAAAAUGUUACUGGAAUAUAUACUACGUAUAGAAAAGGCGGGUCAUUUUUUUUUACGACACUUAAAUCGCUUUCUUAUCAUGUGAAAGCACGGACCUUCCUUCUGAACUUUUUUUACCUGUGUAUUGCAAUGUAAUUUUUCUUUACCAAGUUAUUUAAUACUGAAAUAAAAUGCCACUUUAACUUCAGUUUAAUCCGCGAAAGUAGAUCGAAUUGAUGUGAGACACUCGUUAUAAGAGGUGAAUAGAAAGCUAAAAGUCUUUUCUUUAAAGCAAGUUCUUAAAAUAACUUUUAAGAAAAAUGAUUUUUCAAUAUAGAUACAAAUCAAGGAUGAAAUUGGAAAUUGAAUGUUUAUUUUUAAUUUGAUCUCAAUACAACUCGAUAUUGCCUACUGAA